Molecule: messenger RNA, 861 nt
Organism: Ziziphus jujuba (common jujube)
Lineage: Eukaryota; Viridiplantae; Streptophyta; Magnoliopsida; Rosales; Rhamnaceae
Product: small RNA-binding protein 11, chloroplastic
Exons: 4
Coding region: 223-639 (138 amino acids)
Biological process (GO): positive regulation of mRNA splicing, via spliceosome
Cellular component (GO): spliceosomal complex
Molecular function (GO): RNA binding
Source: RefSeq, a predicted model, not a curated record
AGAAAAUUAUAAAAAAAAAUAAUUGAUGUAAUUAAUCAAUCCAAAAUUCUUCACAUUUUUUUUUUUGAAUGGAGGCCUAAAAUUCUUCCCAUAUUCUUUUGAGACUAUAAAUAUUCAAAAUAUUAAUUAAAAUUACUGCAAUAGCAUUAGCAUCGCUAUGGUGUGCAUAUAUCGUUAUAGUUGAAUCAUUUUUACAGAAAAUAAUUAUAUAUAUAUAUAUAUAUGUAUGUAUUUUUAGGUUGUCAGUCCUCAUCUGACACCAGCUUCAGUGGUAUCGUGUCGCUUGCAAACCCUCACAACUCCGCCCCCAAAGUUUGGCAGCUCUCCACCGGCGACCACAGAAAUCGGCAACUAUCUGUAUUCUUCAAGGCACUAAGCGAGGCAGCUCAAGGAUUAUCAUUUUACACCACAAAUGAACAGCUCAAGAAAUUGUUCUCUCCAUUUGGGGCUGUUACAGAAGCAAGGUUAGUUAGGGAUCCUAAAACUCAAAGACCCAAAGGUUUUGGUUUCGUUACCUUCGAUUCAGAAGUUGAAGCUCGUAAUGCUUUGAAGGCCUUGAAUGGCAGGAUAGUUGAUGGAAGGCUAAUUUUUGUUGAAGUUGCAAGAAGCAUGCAACAUGGAGAGGAUGCUACCUCUUGACGAUGAAGCUCUUCUUCAAGUCAUUUUGUUGUUUAAUGUAGGAAUUUUAUAAGCCAUGAUUUGGGAGUUUCGUGGUGAAAUAUAGCUUGUAACACAAGAAACAUGGUGAUAUGUAUUUAAGAUAGAUUUUGCUACUGGACCAUCUCCAUUGCUACGCUAAUUAAAAGUUGGAGGCUGUGUGAAUGCUAAUCGGUGAAUUCAAUGAUUAAUCGUUAAUUUUAA